Botrytis cinerea B05.10 is the source of this 4664-nucleotide messenger RNA. RefSeq lists its product as hypothetical. The transcript has a single exon. Lineage: Eukaryota; Fungi; Ascomycota; Leotiomycetes; Helotiales; Sclerotiniaceae. Bases 484 to 4014 code for a protein of 1176 amino acids. Gene Ontology annotation, molecular function: ATP-dependent chromatin remodeler activity; ATP binding. The record is from RefSeq and is a predicted model, not a curated record.
GCCUCCACUCUUUCCCACACCCCUACUCCUACUCCGUACAUAUCCAUACAUCUGCUCUCCUCCGUAUCUACCUUCUUCGUAUACGAUAUAAAUUCAUUCAUUCAUUACUCAUUCACACAUAAGAAUUUCUAUAAAUAUUCACGAAGCUCACGAAACUCACGAAACUCACGAAACUCACGAAACUCACGAACCUCUCAAGACUCACUUAUAGACAACACUUAUCUAGUGAAUGUACGAAGAUCAAACAGAAUGAUCACAUUCCGAUGAUUUUAGUCUCAUCUACUUUUUCUUUUUCCUACUUACUUUUGCACAAUCCUCCCUAGUGACAAAUAUUGCCCCUCCUGUGAAUUUAUCGGCUCGACCACCACAACCACUACCACUACAACCACAUCAUAACCAUACACCCACACAGUACAUACGACACACAGCUUGAUGCAUGCGGCCGUGACGAAUAUUCAAGGUUAUCUACCAUAAAGGAGAACUAUGGCCUCAAUGAAUAACAACUUCUCUGGUAAUUUCCCAACCCUCGCAAACGGAGAGUCCCUGCAUUCACACCAAGGCAAACUAUCUGGAAGUUCAGACCUACGCCCAAAUUACCCUACCGAUUUUGAUAAACCUGUUACUUACAAUUUCUCUGUCGCACAAGGCCAAAACCCUCCAAGAUCGAGACCGAAUCAAAAUGAGAACAAUCCUGGUAUACCACUUUCGAACGGUCAUGCCGCAAAUGCCCAAAAUUGGAGUCCCGCGCAACUGCUAAAUCCUCGAAGCAUUAAUCAAAACUCACGACCCUCGCCCAGUUUAUCACCUCAUCCCCAACCAAAAUUUACACCGGCAGCACCUGCUCCCCAGCCUUUAUUUCAGUUCGACGCGCCCGGCGGAUCGUAUACGCCGUCACCUCCCGCGAACCCGAAUUAUAACGUGAACUCGUACUCGAAUGGGCAGAAUGGCUUUGCAUCAUACGCGAACCCAAGUGGGCAAAUGCCAGGCAUGGGAAGUUUCGUGGAUCGAAUGCAUAAUAUUACUGAUCGCGACAUGGUACCUCAAAAACGCCGAAGAGUAGAAGACUUGACCGGAGAGGGAAGCAGAGCACAAUUUAAUGGAAGUUCUAGUGGAGGUGCAUAUGGACAAUAUGUGAAAAACAGGAGGGUUGAAGGCUCGAAGGAUGGCUGUACCAAACAAGUACUCGACUUAUCUUUAGUGGAUGACGAUGAUGUUGUAGUUGUCGGGAAUGAACAGGAUAGGGAAGUUUGCUACGGACGUAUUGAAGGAUCUCAACUCAACGCUCAUCGAGUACCAACCCCAAAACCUGGAGCCCAAUCACUUAUACCUGAAAACUGGCCGCAGAUAAAGAUUGUCUUGCGAAGGAAGGAAGGGGAUAAGACAAAUAAUAUUCACGCUCUCGAUUGUACUCGCGAAAUUAUUGGCUGCGUCGAUGUGAACACUGCAAUUGGACUCGCUCCUAUUCUCGACUCCCCAAAAAUGGGUGUCAGAACAGCUGCCCGUAUUCUUACAAGAAGGAAGGCGCCUGAUGAUCAGCCAGUGGGUUCCCCAUGCUCUGUUCGUUACAAUCUGGAUUUGAAUCUUUACGGUCCAAAAAAGCACGCUCUUCAAAUUGGUCGUCACCUCUCUCACAAGCAAUUGUGGUUACGAACCCCACUUUCUGUAGAAGCCGGCAUUCCAUUGCACAAUCCCCAUGCUAUAGAAAAACCUUCAAGGGCCUUGCAGCCCACAUCUAGUACAUACUCGUCUUACGCAUCUCGUUCUCAAGCCCCUGUUCGGACAACGGAAGAAAUCCGAAAUGACGUUUUGGGAGUUUUUGACUCAUUGCCGAGAUCUGAGAAUUUACCAGAGAUGGAGCCAAGUUCUUUAAUUACUACGGAGCUGCUCAAACAUCAGAAACAGGGUCUAUACUUCAUGAUGAAUAGAGAAAAGGAGCGAAAUUAUGAGAUGAAUGACAAAUGCGAUUUGUGGAAACUUAGACAUGGGAACAAUGGCCAGAAGAUAUAUUAUAAUGUCAUCACCGGUGAUGAGGAACGCAAAAGUCCACCACAGGUACUUGGUGGAAUUCUUGCCGAUAUGAUGGGACUUGGCAAAACUCUUAGCAUUCUCUCCUUGGUAGCUACAACGCUGGAUGAUUCAAAAGAGUGGGCGAAGCAAAGACCAUCACAAUCCGAUCAGAGAGAGCAGCCAGUUCUCAAAUCAGGCAAGGCUGCCUCUCAGCCCAAGUUCGAACCUGCAACUCUCGCUUUGAACUGCAAAACUACCCUUCUAGUUGCUCCGCUCAGUGUCAUUUCUAAUUGGGAAGAUCAGAUCAGGGCACAUAUCAAAUCCGAUGCUUUGAAGUAUUACAUCUAUCAUGGCGCUAAUCGCAUCAAGGAUGUUACGAAACUGUCAGAAUAUGAUAUGGUCAUUACUACAUAUGGUUCUGUGGCUAGCGAAUGCAAUAACCGGAACAAGAAGAAAGAUGGUAAAUAUCCUCUCGAGGAGAUGAAUUGGUUUCGAAUUGUACUCGAUGAAGCUCAUAUGAUCCGGGAACAAUCAACUUUGCAAUUCAAGGCUAUUUGUAGGCUUUCAGCACAGCGUCGAUGGGCAUGCACAGGUACACCAGUUCAGAAUCGACUUGAGGACUUGGGUGCAUUGAUGAAUUUCCUUCGCGUCAAACCGUUCAACGGAAGUGGGUUUGCCCAACAUAUACUAUCCCCUUUCAAAAUUUGCGAUCCUGAAAUCAUUCCCAAACUUCGAUUGUUAGUUGACAGCAUUACUCUUCGUCGACUUAAAGACAAAAUCGACCUUCCUAAGCGUCAUGAUCAGAUUGCUAGGCUAGAUUUCAGUGAUGAAGAACGUAUGGUUUAUGAUAUCUUUGAGAAAAAUGCAACAGAUAGGCUUAAAGUUAUUACUUCUCAGGGAGAAAGCGCAUUGGGAGGUAAAACCUUUCAUCAUAUUUUGCAAUCAAUAUUGCGUCUUCGUCAAGUCUGCGCUCAUGGCAAAGAUUUGUUGAGUGCCGAGGACUUGAAAAUCAUGAACGGUCUAAGUAAGGACUCUGCUAUCGAUCUUGAUAGUGAAGAAUACGAAGAUCAUGAUGGAAUGACGCCCAAGCAGGCUUAUGAAAUGUAUAAGUUGAUGAGAGAUACGGGUACAGACAGUUGCUUGACAUGCAAUCGGAAGAUUGGUCCUCAGGAUGUUGUUGAUUCUGAUGGCGAAUCUAAGGAAGAAGUUAUUGGUUACAUGACACCAUGUUUCCACAUCAUUUGUGGCUUGUGUAUUGGUGCUUACAAAUCUCAAUUGGAAGAGUUGGCUGUUGGUGGUUCUUUAGUCGGAUGUCCUACUUGCCACCAACAAAUUUCCCCGUCUAUGUUCUUUUCUCUCAAACAAGAGGAAGUAGAUAAGGAAGAAGAAUCCCGAUUGAAGACCAAGGAAUCGGCAAAAGCGGGCAAGGAUUUAUCGAAUUAUGGUGGACCUCAUACCAAGACAAUAGCUCUUAUUCAUGAUCUUCUAGCAUCCAGAAAGGAAUCACAAGCAAGACCGAACGAGCCACCAAUCAAAAGCGUUGUAUUUUCUGGUUGGACAACUCACCUUGACCUUAUUCAACUCGCUUUGCAGGAGAAUAAUAUCCCUUACACACGUCUCGAUGGUAAAAUGACUCGUAUCGCUCGCUCGAUGGCCAUGGAAAAUUUUCGCGAAGAUCCAUCAAUCGUUGUUAUUCUAGUUUCCAUCGCUGCCGGUGGUCUCGGCCUCAAUCUCACUACAGCUAAUAAGGUCUAUGUUAUGGAACCUCAAUUCAAUCCUGCAGCGGAAGCUCAAGCCAUUGAUCGUGUACAUCGAUUGGGUCAAAAGAGAGAGGUACAGACAGUAAGAUUUAUUAUGAAUAAAAGUUUCGAGGAAAAAAUGCUGCAAAUUCAAGAUAAAAAACAAAAGCUGGCGAGCUUGAGUAUGGAUUCCCAGAAGGGAAGGUUAGAUAAGAAGGAAGCGUCGAUUAGGAGAUUGGAAGAGUUGAAAGAUUUGUUCAGGAAGUAGACGCAAUGACAAUGAUGUUAUUCUGGGGUUUGGACCUUGAAAUUUCGGUGUUAUUGGCAGGUUGGAGGGGACCCACGGAAUAUUUCAAAAUUAGAUAAAGGAGGAGUCAAUGGUACAUUGGAUCCUUAGGGAUGGAGUUUGGGAUCAUGUUACAUGCAUGCAUCAUUUUUUCUGAUUACGAUCAGACGCUAGAUUCCCACCUCUCAUGUUUUUCUUUAUAAUUUUGUUGAUAUCUUUAUGUUCUUUCUAGGUGGGCGCUUGUGUACAGGAUGAUUGGCAGGGGAAUCAAAUGCACUCUCAUGACAUGACUUCAAUUUUGGGGGGCGGGUGGUUAACUUCUUUACUACUAUACUUUUUAGAAAUACAUUUUUAGAGGAUUUUUACACAAGGUGUGAAAGGGAAGGGGUUCGGCGAAUGCUGUAUUGUAUUGUACCAUGUGCAGUACGUAUUUAUGGAGAUGGAAGGAGAAAUAUUUGGCGAGAAGGGUGAAUCAGGAAUUGAAGUUUUGAGAUGCGGUAUACAUAGAUACAUAGAUCAUUGUCACCUUUUAUGAGAUCAUUGGUUUUUGUGUAGUGUGGUGUGAUGUAAUGUGAUAGGAUACUGUAUGUAUUCUGUGAGAAGAAAAGAGAGGAAAAUGAGAACUAAUUGCA